UGACUUUUUUCCCAUAGGAACAUGGAUUAGGUUUGGGAUUUUUGUUAGGCCUAUUUGGAGUAUGUUGUCAUCUUUCAGCUCUGAUUGGGUGGAGAUCCUGGAGCCGCGCUCGCGUGAGCGCAUGUACGUGAACCUGACGACGGGCGAGUGCGGCUGGGAGCCGCCAGCCGGCAUGCCGGUGCGCCAGUCGGACGGCAACCAGUGGUGGGAGCUCUUCGACUCGGCCAACAGCCGCUUCUACUACUACAACUGCACCAGCCAGCAGACGGUGUGGCACCGGCCCACGGCCUGCGACAUCGUGCCCCUCGCCCAGCUGCAGGCCAUGAAGCGGAGCUCCGAGAGCGAGCUCAGGGGCAUCGGGAGGCCCCAGAGGGGCAGCGGAGAGGGGCGGAGGACGCCGCUACUGGGACUGAGUCCAGUGCCGCCCCCCCAGGAGCUGGACAAUGUCAGCGGGAGAGAGACGCCUUCGACAGGGAGAGGGGACAGUCUGGAUGGGAGACGAGAGGCGGUUAGGGAUCCUGCUCAAAGAUGGCAGCCAGCUCCGGGGUCCAAGGCGGCCAUGUUGGUGAAGGUGAACAACACUGGCAGGAACCAGUCGCCUGGACCCUCUAGCGCCUUACAGCUCCUCCACUUCGGCAGCAACAGCAGCAGCGGUAGCAGCAGUGCUAUCAAGCCCCUCUACCCAGCUCACAUCGACCGCACUGGACCUUUUGGAGCCAAAAUGGCCGUCCCCGGAGACCUGAAGCAGGCGUACCACCUCAAGAAGUCGGACGGCGGUAGUUUCGGCCUGAUUAUGCCUAACGUGAGCACGCCAGCGUUCCAGAACCCACAGCGGUCCCAGGCUGGCACACCUCGUCCAUCUUCGCCCCAAUACGGCACCACCGCACCCAUCUACGACGAGCCGCCUAUGGACCCCCCAAUUUACGAUGAACCCCCAAUGGAGAUGGAGGUUGAAGGGGCGCACCUGCUAAACCGCCCAUCACCCCUACCUUACUCCCCCAGCCACAGUCUGCCCAGGCUGGGCCAACCGAAGCUCCUACAGUACCCAGCCUCUCACAUGGGGGCCAAGCACCGGAGGAGCCCGUCUGCUACUGAGUACAGCCCUGCAGGGCGCGAGUGCAUCAAGCACAUGGUGAACGUGGAUCCUGCCGCCAGCACCAAACCGGGCCUGAUCUUGACCCACCCUCAGGCGCUGCCCUCUGCUCCUGAAUCGACCUCUGUUGCCGGCGCAAUGCAGAGCCAAGCCCAGCUGCAGAUGCAUCAGCACCAGCAGCAACAGCAGCCUCUGUCCCCAGUCCAGGCCCAGAAAGGGGGCUCUGUCGGCGGGGGACCUCAGCGGGAGGUGAGCCUGGAGAAGAAGCAGUCGUGGCGGCUACUGGAGGCCGGCGUGCUGAAGAGCAUGGAGGCCCGCCACAGCCGACAGAGCAGCCUGGCCUCGCAGCAGGAGUACCCGGGCCCCGCCGCCAUCACCUACCAGGACUCCGGCUACUCCACGGGCCCCUCGCCCAGCCUCAGGCGCAAGAACCGGCGACGACCCCCCGGAGCGGGCGCCGGGGCUGGGCUAGCGGGCGCCGCCGCCGCUGCUGCAGCGGCUGGUCAAGGCAGACCGGGAUCGGUGGGUAGCACCGGGGAGCUCAACGCCCUCAACGAGAAGCUGAUGGCAGAGAUGCGGGCGGUGGUGAGCCGCUCCAACACCAUCCACGGCAGCAAGGCCAGCCUGGACACGGAGAUCGGCUCGGAGACGGGGUCCGCGCCGCGCGCACGCACCCCUCUGGACUCUCUCCACAAGUACGGCGGAGGCGGCGGGGGCUCCAGGGAGGACAUGAGCGCCAGUAACCGCUCCCUGUACAGGGCGGCCGGGGGAAGCCACGCCGAGCUGCCCCUCUCACCGCUGGCCGCAGAGGGAGGCGGGAGGCAGAAGCGCACCUAUGAGAAGGUGGACUCACUGGAGAAGAGCAUCACCUCCCAGACCAGCCUGUCCUCGCCAGAGCCACCCAGGACACCCUCACAGACAGGAACACUGGAAUCCAAGGGGCAGCUGGAGAUCUCACCACAGGGAGGUGGCAGCGGGCAUGGCGUGGGCACCGGUGGCACGCCGGCGGGCAGCGCCAACGACGGGUUCGGCCAAGACGGCACCGGCACCGGCAACAGCGGCAACAACAACAACGAUGUCAGCGGUGGUUGCGGCGGGCAGCUGGUCGGGAGUGGCGGUGGCGGUGGCUACCAGUACCCGUACACCACCCUGUGCAAGCCCAGCCCGGACGCCAACAUGGUGGACUGGGCCAGCAAGAACCUGAACCUGCACACGCAGGGCCUGUUCCGCCGGCGCGUCUCCAUCGCCAACAUGCUCUCGUGGAACCGCGGCUCCAUCAAGAAGCCCAUGCUCAUCACCAGCGACCGUGCCGUCAAGAAGGAGGCCUGCGAGAUGUUCAAGCUGGUGCAGGCCUACAUGGGUGACCGGCCCGCACGCAUUGACCGCAGACACGCCGCCCUGCUGGUUGUCACCAAGUGCUGGGGCACACAGGGCCUGCGUGACGAGCUGUACGUGCAGCUGGUGCGGCAGACCACGGGCAACCUGAGCCUGCGCAGCCUGGCCUCGGGCUGGGAGCUGAUGGCCAUCAGCCUGGCCUUCUUCUCGCCCUCGCCCAAGUUCCGCCGCUACCUCGAGGGCUACAUCCAGCGCCACAUGGAGCCCAGCAACGACAAGAAGAUCUUGCAGCAGAUCCAGGAACAGCAGGACAUGAAGAACAAGAAGAACUCCAAGUCCAGGAAGAAGAGGAAACAGAACAAUGAGGAAGAGGAAGAGCAGGGUCUACCCAUCAGCACUUAUGCCAAGUACUGCUACCGCAAGCUACAGAAGGUGGCAGUCACCGGAGGAAAGAAGGGCCUGAGGAAGCCCACCCUGGAGGAGAUUGACCACAGCCGUAAUGCCAUCGUGACGCCCUCGCUGUUCGGCAGCGCCCUGGAGGAGAUCAUGGAGCGGCAGAGCCAGCUGUUCCCUGAGCGCCGGCUGCCCUGGGUGCAGGUGCAGCUCUCCCAGUACGUGCUGGCGCUGGGCGGAGCACAGACCGAGGGCAUCUUCAGGGUACCGGGAGACAUUGACGAGGUCAAUGCCCUCAAGCUUCAGGUGGAUCAGUGGAAAAUUCCGGAGAAUCUCUCAGAUCCCAAUGUCCCAGCCUCCCUGUUGAAGCUGUGGUACCGUGAGCUGGAGGAGCCUGUGAUCCCUCAGAGUUUCUAUAAGCAGUGCAUCACCAACUAUGAGGACCCUGAGGCAGCCAUCAGCGUGGUGCAGUCUCUACCGGAGCUCAGCCGACUGGUGCUCUGCUACUUCAUCAACUUCUUACAGGUCUUUGCCCAGCCAGUGAAUGUGAGUAAGACUAAGAUGGACGUGAACAACCUGGCCAUGGUGAUGGCUCCCAACUGCCUGCGCUGCCAGUCGGACGACCCACGCAUCAUCUUCGAGAACACGCGCAAGGAGAUGUCCUUCCUCCGUGUGCUCAUUGUGCACCUGGACACCAGCUUCAUCAAGGGGAUCAUCUGAGCGUGCUCCUGGACUCGUGUGACCCCCAUCUGACUCCCCCCCCCCUCCCAUCCCACUGCCACACACGCUCCCCGCCCUACACACACACACACACACACACACACACACACACACACACAGCUGUCCCACCCGUACCAAAUCACUGUUCUCCUCCAGCCUCAUCUGUCGUCAGCACGCUCAGUUCAAACCCGCCAGCUUCCAGUGACUCAUGACUGCAGAUGGUUUUCUUCAUCGGAGUGGAUUAUCUCUUCUGCUUUGUAUGAUCUUUGCUGAGAUUUGGACUGCUGAAAGAAAGAGUGAUGUCUCCUCCUCAUGGCCUGGAUCCACACAGGGUCCUCUCUCCUCAUAUUUUGCUCCACACACUGGACGACUAUGCUGGCGUAAAAAUCAGCAUGUUGUGAGCAGCAAUAAUGAAAACAUGACGAAACAAAACUUAUAUGAUGAUGUACAAUUUACUGUGCAGGGACGUUUGUUUUGUAAAAAAAAAAAAGAGUCAAACUUUGGCUUUUAAAGAUGAGAGCAUGAUGAGCACACCUGGUAUUUUUUCUGCUUCGUGCCCUUUCUGCUGUGGUGAACAAUGUUUGUCCAGGAUUUACGACCACCAUCACCAUGGACACGUCAGAGAAUUGAACUUUAUGAUCUUUGAUUAAGCGUAUGUGAGCAAUGGCUCUGCUCUUUCUCUAAUUUAAUUUGGAGCGUUUUGGGCUGUUUAUUUCAUUCCCAUUCUUUGUAAAGCACAGGCCCAGUGUGAGAGCAUGGAGGGGCCUUAACCUCCUCACUUGCCUCAGGUUGACAAACAAUAGACCUGCUGUUUCGGCCCCUCGGAUGGAAGAAAAUAAAUAUUUAUUCGCCCCUGAGAGCCUGUUCACAAAUGGUGCAAAAAAGCAUGGCUACACACACAGCGUGUGUGUGUGUGUGUGUGUGUGUGUGUGUGUGUGUGUGUGUGUGUGUGUGUGUGUGUGUGUGUGUGAGAGAGAGUGUGUGUGUGUGUGUGUGUGUGUGUGUGUGUGAUGCUGGCUCUGGCCUCCAAAGGCAUGAGAAAUCACAUGUCCCGCACGGCCGGCUCGGCGGUAGAUUCCACCGCAAAUGAAAAACAAAGUGGAAUGUGUCUCUCUGGAGCCUGUUCAGCUGUUUCACUGGAGACAAUUACAGUAGGGCAGCAGUGGCGAGAGACACACAGAGAAGAGAGAGAGAGAGAGAGAGAGAGAGAGAGAGAGCAUUAGUAGUAGUAAGAGUUUGUGGGUGGUGGUAGUGAUGGUGGAGCUGGUACUUCAAAAAUAGCUGCUUCAGUUUCCCCUCCAGACAUGAACAAUUAUACCUUUGAUGGAGCCUACAUCAGAUGCUAAUUUUAACAGUUAGCAGGUCAGGGGAAAGGAAUGCAAGGGGAGGUGAGCUGCACUGGAUUGGGCUCUUCCAUCAGGGCAGACAGAUCUGGAUGUCCUGCUAGACCGAUACUCUUUGGAGGGAGAGUGACCACCUACACACCUACAAGGGCUAUUAAAGAGCUCUUUGUGGUAUCUUAGUAGUCCUACUUGUCACCACCUGGUGGUGUCUUCUUUCAAUACCACUGUCAGUCAUCCUUAAGGUCCUUUAUAUACACAAAGUUCCUCAUGAUUCUCUUUUUAAGGAACCAGCAGGGGACCUGAGUGAAGAGAGAUCUUAAAUAUCUCUGUGAAUACUCUAAGCUGAGUGCUGACUGUUAUGUGGAUUAAUGUCCUGAACAAAAGGCGCAAUCAUUUAAAAUAAUGAAAUUGAAAAGAAAAAAAUAUAAGAAUGGAUUUUGGUUUGUUGAAUGCCAAGCCACAGCUUGGUUCCAGAUUGCAAUCACAUAGAGAAAAAGUAGGACUGCUCUGAGGAAACCAUUAGCAAAACCAUUAACUGAACUGGUAUUUUUAGGCAGGGAAAUCGCCUAACAAGGAUUUUCCUAUUCUCUCCUAAAGCCUGCACCUCAGACCGAUGGAGGGGUGGUGGAGAGAUGGGGAAAUCCAUAUUUCAGCUGUCUGCCCUGCUCAAAGGCCCAGCCAGCCUGCACCGGCUGCACAGUAUAUUUAGCUCUGUGGUCGCAGGCUGAGCUUUGGGCUUAGUGCUCCCCUCUCUCUCUCUCUCUCCCACUGACUACCCACACACUGUCAGUGGUUGUAUGUACUUCUCCAUAGGUCCCAUGCUGUGUGUGUGUGUGUGUGUGUGUGUGUGUGUGUGUGAAAGUGUGUGUGUGAAAGUUGAGAUUAGUGUACAGUAUAUGUUUGGGUAUGGACACAUAUAGUAUUUGUUUUCCGCAGAGUUCCCCAAAAGCUAAAGAUCCCCCAAAUGAAAGGGUACAGCCAGCUCAAAAGUGAUCCUAAAAUGGCGUACAACAGGUUGUUAAAAACCUCUUGCCGACUGCGCUGAAUAUCCUCUACCUAUUCUGCUCCCACUGGACUCAGAGGUCACAGCUUUAACAUGUCUGGGCCCAGUGGUUCAGAAAGGCAACUUGCCUGGGUGUGGUUUAGAAAGCAAUAGAUACUUACACAUACAUAAUCAUAGUACACUACUUGAUAGUAAAGUGUGUGUGUGUGUGUGUGUGUGUGUGUGUGUGUGUGUGUGUGUGUGUGUGUGCUGUAGAAGCUAAGGCCAGCAGGGUGUGUCACACAUUCUCAGCUAUUCUCAACUCUCAGCACUCUCCCCUCUAUAGCCCACAGGAGGAACCCUUCUGCCGUGCAGUGCAUUACAGUGUAGGGAGGCUCGCCUGAAAUACACUCUGGAUAGAAUUACCGGAGGUUCCAGCUCAUUAAAUGCUCGUCUCUUCUAUCACCUUCUCUGCACAGACUCUCUCUCUCUCUCUCUCUCUCUCUCACACACACACACACAGACACACACACACCAUCCCUCUUACCACUCUUUCCUUCUCUCUCCUGUCCAGACUAUUUCAUGUGUAGAGAUGCAGACCUUUGCCAGGGAUUUUAUUGUAAUAAAUACUCCAGUCAAAACAGCUGAAGGGGUAUUUGAGGAUUCUGUGCACAGUAAUCACAUACAGAUACACACUCAGAGAGAUCGAGGCGAACACACACAAAUACAAACACACAUGCAGACAAACAUCUUUUCAACACUAUUUUCCGUUUAACAUGUCAUCACACACAAACACACACAAACAUGAACACACAGCCAAGCACCCAUUCAACACAACCUUCUUACCCAGGGUCUGCCAUGGCUGGUAUGUGUGGAAGGACUAUGUCUGCAACCAGUGUACAUAUGAUCACAUGUGAAUAGCUGCACGCUGCUGAUUACUGUAAGUUUAAAUCAGGACUCAUGCCGCUAGAGUUGUCAGUAACACAGAAGAAGACAUAAGAUAAAUAAGUUCUUGUUUCAGUUGUUGCUCCCGUUUAAAUCCACACGUGUCUGUUUUUGUUGAAAUAUGUAUAUAUGCUCCAGCCUCUCCUAACAGUGAAGACUGGCCAAUGGUGUGAUUGAUGAAACAGGAACAUUUUACUAUGUGACUUCAUUAACUGUACAUGACUGCAGUUGCCUCUCAGCAAGAGUGACUCCCUCAGCACACCCCUCCUAAUUUUUGCACUUAAUAUCCCCUUGACUUUUUCCCUACCCCACCCCAGGCCCCUCUCUGUAUCGGUGUCAUAGGCUCACACCAGAGUUGAUGACUCCUUGUUGUAAAUGCUCUUUGCAAGUUUUUUUUUCUUCUUGAGGUAUGUAAUGUGUGCGAGUGUGUGAGUGUGUGAAAAAAAGAAUACAAAAUAAUUGUUGGAUGUGGAUGCAUUUAGAUAUCCAUAGUUUCCUAAAUAAUAAAUAAUUGUGGGAAAAUAAAUAAAGUUUGUAAAUUUACUGAUAA
This is a messenger RNA of Alosa sapidissima (American shad), 7361 nucleotides long. RefSeq names its product Rho GTPase activating protein 46b (gene arhgap46b). Gene Ontology annotation, molecular function: protein binding; GTPase activator activity. Bases 62 to 3541 code for a protein of 1159 amino acids. Gene Ontology annotation, biological process: signal transduction. The record is from RefSeq and is a predicted model, not a curated record. Lineage: Eukaryota; Metazoa; Chordata; Actinopteri; Clupeiformes; Clupeidae. The transcript is spliced from 12 exons. Gene Ontology annotation, cellular component: cytoplasm; cytoskeleton.